Messenger RNA from Homarus americanus (American lobster), 585 nucleotides. Its product is annotated as glutamate receptor-like. The coding region runs from base 1 to 585 and encodes 194 amino acids. Lineage: Eukaryota; Metazoa; Arthropoda; Malacostraca; Decapoda; Nephropidae. The record is from RefSeq and is a predicted model, not a curated record. Gene Ontology annotation, cellular component: membrane. The transcript has 3 exons. Gene Ontology annotation, molecular function: glutamate-gated receptor activity.
AUGAAGCGUCCUACGCUACUGGUGGCAGGAGAAGAGUUCCCUAACCAGAGAGCGGUGAUGGUGGAUGACCCGAAGGCUCCUGGGGGCCAGCGUCUAACUUUCACUGGACCAAUGGCAAACGUUCUUGCUUACGUGGCAAAAGGAACUAACUUCUCGUACACCUAUGAGAGGCCUCAUGACAGGGCCUGGGGAAGCAUAAAGGCCGACGGGUCCUGGUCCGGGAUGGUGGGUUUAGUGAUAACUGAGAAGGUGACCUUCGCUCUUGGCCCGUUUGGUGCUACAACUGGUCGAGCCAAGGUUGUGGACUUCUCAUGGCCAAUCACGAUAGACGAUUGGAGAAUUAUGGGGGGUCGAGGGCGGCCGGAGGUGGAUCCGUGGGGAUUCCUGCUGCCCCUAGCGCCUCUAGUGUGGGCAACCAUCUUAACAACAUUAUUGCUGUUGUCAGCAAUUGUUUGUGUCUCCUACUUCUGCAUAUCUCACAAGACAUUAACCCCGAACAACUGGUCAGAGGGCACCUUCGGUUAUAUUAGAGUUCUGCUACAACAAGGUGAGAGAGACGUAUACAUGAAAAUGUUACUCAUAUGA